AUGCAAGGUCUCGCGUACAAGGAAGGUCUUGCGACCGCGGCGCCGCUGCCGUUCGAGACCGCGCUGGACAUGGGCGCGCUCCGCGCCGAGCUCGAGUCGGUGCUAAAGAUGUCAGUUCCGUCCAGCGACAUUGAAAAAAAGUACAAGCAGCGCUGGGCCUUCUUCUCGCCGACGGGCGACCGCCUCUGGCAGCUCAGCCAGCUCCACGCCGCGUCGCUCGUCUAUGUGUUUGAAGGCGGGCAGUUCAUCUGGCCGGGUAUCCACAUUGGCCACAAGCGCACCAUUCCAAACCUCCACGGGCUCGGCGACGUGGUCCUCGAGACGCUCGCGAUGACGCCGCUCGUGUUUUCAGUCGAAGAGUUUCUGCGCGACGAUGAAAUCGACGUGAUCCUCGACCUCUCCAAGGAGCACUUGGCGCCGUCGGGUGUGACGCUGCAAGACGGCGAUGCUGGCAAGCCCGCGACCGAGUGGCGCACAAGCACGACGUAUUUUCUGCCGUCGCACCGCCACGCACUCGUCAUGGGCAUCGACCAGCGCGUCCAAGACCUUAUCAAAGUGCCGGUAUCGCACCAAGAAGAUGUUCAAGUGCUGCGCUAUGAGGAGAGCCAAAAGUACGAUCACCACACCGACUAUUUCCCAGUCGAGAGCUACCAGAAUUCGCCGGACGUGGUCGAAAGCAUCCACCACGGCUUCAAGAACCGCAUGAUCACGGUCUUUUGGUACAUGUCGGACGUCGCGGACGGCGGCCACACGAUCUUCCCGCGCGCCGGCGGCCUCCCGCUACCCGACUCCAUGAAGGACUGCACAAAGGGCCUCAAAGUCGCGCCAAAGAAGCGCAAAGUCAUCGUCUUUUACAGCAUGCUCCCGAACGGCGUCAACGAUCCCAUGAGCCUCCACGGCGGGUGCCCCGUCCUUGACGGUAUCAAAUAUUCGGGCAACAAGUGGGUCUGGAACAAGCCACGCUACUAAUUUGGAAAGCGAGAAAUAUUAAUACAGACACUGUAUCAACUUGAU
This is a messenger RNA of Saprolegnia parasitica CBS 223.65, 1014 nucleotides long. RefSeq lists its product as hypothetical. Lineage: Eukaryota; Oomycota; Saprolegniomycetes; Saprolegniales; Saprolegniaceae. The record is from RefSeq and is a predicted model, not a curated record. Gene Ontology annotation, cellular component: endoplasmic reticulum. Gene Ontology annotation, molecular function: procollagen-proline 4-dioxygenase activity; iron ion binding; L-ascorbic acid binding. Gene Ontology annotation, biological process: peptidyl-proline hydroxylation to 4-hydroxy-L-proline. Bases 1 to 969 code for a protein of 322 amino acids. The transcript has 3 exons.